This is a messenger RNA of Tetrahymena thermophila SB210, 816 nucleotides long. RefSeq names its product transmembrane protein. The transcript has a single exon. NCBI's taxonomy places the organism in Eukaryota, Ciliophora, Oligohymenophorea, Hymenostomatida, Tetrahymenidae. The record is from RefSeq and is a predicted model, not a curated record.
AUGAGUAACAAUUAAGAAAUUUUCGAAAAACAAGUUUAAAGUCAAGAUUUAUAAGAAUAAGAAUGUAAAAAGAAACCUAAGAAGUUUUUCGACAUUGACAGUUUGCUUAGCAAGCUCAUAAAGCGUUUAAUUCCUUAACAGCUAAACUAAAAAACAUAGUUUUGUAAGCAUGACUGUGGGUGUAGUGAAGAAAUUAUAAAGUAAACCCUCAAGUCUUUUUUGCUUGGUUAUAGCGUUAUAGGAGCAGUUGAUAUAAUCGCAUUAGUUUUAAAAUCUAAAAUGUUAAAAAAGAACCCAUUUAUUUUGUUUGUAACCUUGGUCUCUAGUAAAAAUAUUCGCUUUGCCUCCUUCCCAGCUUUAUAUACUCUUGUGAUGAAAUCACUUAUGUGUGUAUUGAGAAGAAUUUUUAAGGAAGAUAAUGGCAAAAUAUGGUUUAUCAGUGGCUUUGUAGGAGGAUUCUUGAGUUUACUGACAAAAGAAAAAAAUAAUCGUUCAAUGUGGAGUCUUUUCCUUUUAACUAGAGCGUUUGAAACAUUUUAUAGAUAUCACAUAAUUUAAAAGACUAUUCCUAAAUUUUAGCUAGAUUAUGUACUAGUGUAUUGCUUGAUGAUUGGCUUCACAGUAAGUGUUUACUUUACUGAACCCUCUUGCAAUUCAAGAGGUCUUCAUAAGGCAUGGGAAAACUUUUCAUGCGAGCACAGUGGAGACUAUGGAAUUCGUAAAAUUUAUAUGGGUAUAAUGAAUAAAAAAUUGCAAAUUGAUGGUUUACCUACUGAUGAGCCAGAUAAAUUUAUAAACUGGAAUAGAAAAUUUUGA